AUGAACAGUUACUCUUACAACACGCCUCCCGGCCAUCCGGGAGCAUACUACCAAACUUUCAGCGCGACGCCGUCGCCUGCUGGAUCCCCCGCUGGAGGAACCCAUGGAUACUACGCGCGCCCUGGUCCCUCGCCCCGACAGCAUUCUCGACACACUUCUUCCGGAGAUGCAUAUGGAUACUCGUCUCCCCGUGGAACGACGUUUUCUCCAAGAUAUAACUCCAGCGGAUACUACGCGACUGCUGCCAAUGUGAGUCGAAACAAAAGUUCGUAUACGGCUCCGCGCCAUGAGAGGCGAAGUUCAUACUCCUAUCAUCGAGCCUCUCAUGGGGAUUCCGACGAGGACGAAUUUGAAUAUGUAGACUUUGUUGUGGAUGGCGUGGUCUACCGCCAGUACAGUCGGCGGCCGAACAAGUCAACUUUUAACUAUCGUGGGCGAGGCACUGAUAAGUACUAUUCUCAGACUCAAGGACACGCCUAUGACAGAGAUGACUUUGAGGGUUCACCGGUGUAUGAACAACCACAGCCCAGCAGUCGGAGACGACGACAAUCUUCCUCAACGCCACAACGACCUUCAGCGCGUCCGACUUCCUCAACACCAAAGAAGCCUCCUCCUGUAGCAAAGGCUACCGAAGCCGACGCGCGCAAGCAUCGCAUUCCUCCCGGAUACUCACUCAAGAACUGGGACCCUUCAGAAGAGCCCAUCAUGCUCCUGGGAAGUGUUUUCGAUGCUAACAGUCUCGGAAAGUGGAUUUACGACUGGACAGUCUACCACCAUGGGCCCGCGACACCCAUCGCCGACAUGGCUGGUGAGCUCUGGCUCCUACUGAUUCAGCUCGCCGGCAAGGUCAAGCGCGCAGAAGAAUGCAUGGGGCGCAUCCGCACGAAGGAGAACAAGGAGAUGGUCGACGACUUCAUCGAGUCUGGGGAGCGUCUUACCGACAAACUAAAGAAGCUUCUCAAGUCCUGCGAGACUCCCAUGCUGAAGGCGGGGAAGAAGCAUGGCAAGGAUUCAGCUCAGCUUGGCAAGAAUGCUGGAACCGAGUUCGUUGAUUCCAUCUUCGGACGCGACCGUCAGCUCGAGUCGACCGAGAAGUUCAUGUCUUCCAUCCGUCUGUGGAAUCUCCGCUUCGACGCCAACUGCGAGGAUAUUCUUCGCCGACCAGGACAAUAG
Messenger RNA from Cadophora gregata, 1173 nucleotides. RefSeq lists its product as uncharacterized. Bases 1 to 1173 code for a protein of 390 amino acids. Lineage: Eukaryota; Fungi; Ascomycota; Leotiomycetes; Helotiales; Ploettnerulaceae. The record is from RefSeq and is a predicted model, not a curated record. The transcript has a single exon.